Solea senegalensis (Senegalese sole) is the source of this 527-nucleotide messenger RNA. Its product is annotated as ubiquinol-cytochrome-c reductase complex assembly factor 3. Bases 106 to 345 code for a protein of 79 amino acids. The transcript is spliced from 3 exons. Lineage: Eukaryota; Metazoa; Chordata; Actinopteri; Pleuronectiformes; Soleidae. The record is from RefSeq and is a predicted model, not a curated record. Gene Ontology annotation, biological process: mitochondrial respiratory chain complex III assembly.
AGCUCAAAAAGAAGAAUUCCCAGCUUGCACUGCGCAUACUGUUGUGCGACAUUAUUACAAAACUCAUGAACAAGUGAACACAGGAGGAGCGUGCGAGUGUCCGACAUGAGCGCCGGGCGGACCGUCCUGACCAUGGUCGUUGUGCUGGGAGCUGGUGUUGGCUCGUGGGUCAUGGUCGUCUCAAGACAACAGGAUCCGAAAACGGUGACGAUGAACCUGCCUGAAUCAAACCCAGCGCGAUUGGCGGAGUCGAGGAGGAGGAACAUAAUGGCGAUGCAGGCCCUCAAAUACACUGUUGAAUCUAGCGACAACACUGCUGGAGGACCCUCAGGAUCUGUGAAAUAGACCAAAAUAGCUGCUGCUGCUGCUGCUGCUGCUGCUGCAUGGCACACAGGGCAACACAGCCUGUUCAAUUGAAGAUGGACAUUUAUUAUUGUCUAAUUUUCAGCUCUGAUGUAUGUGUUUCAUGUGAAAACAAGUUGACCACUGGAUGUUACAGUUGUUAAUUAAAACUCUCUACCAAAGCA